AGCAUUUAAUAUUCACAAGUGGCAAGCAACGGGUCGUAUACGAACGCCGGUUGUUUUUUUUUUGGAAAAAAUUGUCGCGUCGGUUUUUUUUCCUUUAAAAAAAAACCAUUUAUUUAUUAUCUAAGAAAACGAAACUAAAGCUUGUUCAACAAGCUUUUUGCUUAUUUUUUGAUUGAAACGAAAAGUAACGACAAGUUAAAUUAAAUAAAAAUAACUUUAACUAAAUUAUUAAAAAAAGUGAAAAAAAAACAAAUUAAACUAAGAAUUUUUUUGAUUUAGUUUUAAAACGAAAAAUCCUCGCAAUUGUUUUUGUUUGAGUGUAUGUAUGUGUUCUACAAGUUAAUAAGAAAAUAAAACGACAAAUAAAAUUUUCAAACAUUCUUAUAUCCGUUUCCGUUUGUUUGUUGAAAUCCCGUUUUUAUUCUGCUGUUUUAUGUUUGAAACUUAAAACCGGAAGUUGAUACGCUAAAGCAUCAAGCAAAAACAAACGAAUAUCGUGCACAGUAGAAUCCUUGUCGUUGUCAUCAGCAACAGCAUCAUAGUCGUCGUCAUUAAUAUUGUCAUCAACAUAAAUCCAACCAACCAACCAACCCGACAAUCAACAACUUUAAGGAUUAACAGUGUUUUGUGACUUUUUUUCUCUUUGCAACCCGUAACAAAUGAUGUUUUUUCGCUUUACGCUGCUAACAGCGCUGUUAGCGUGCUCAACGCAUGCCAUACAAAUCAAACCUUCUUAUGGACCACCACCACAACGUCUGCCUCAUCGUGAGUAUGGUGUACCACAACAGAUGCCAUUCCGUGAAUAUGGACCACCAGCUUUGAAAUAUGGACCUCCCAAAUUAAACUUUAUUGGUGGUAGCGGCUCAUCGUUUUCGGGAUUACAUGAACAAAUCAAAAACCACUAUGGUGCUCCCAAACCUUUUUACGGACCUCCCCAUAAGCCUCAACAGCAAUAUGGUCCUCCUCCAACACAACAAUAUGGUCCACCACCACCAAAACCAAGCAAUAAUUAUGGACCACCACCACAAAAAUUGCAACAUAAACCAGCUCCCUCUUAUGGACCACCCAAGCCUCAGUAUGGACCUCCACCACCACAAGCAUUGCCUUUGUUCCAACCUGCUCCACAAUUUAAGCCUCAACAUCAACCAGCCACUUCCUAUGGACCACCUCCCUCGGGACCUUUGAACAUACCACCCAAGCAGAUUUACGGUCCACCACCACCAAACUAUGGUCCACCACCAUUGCCCAAUUUCAAUCGUGUUCCUGAGACCACUAUUAUUCUAUCAGGUUCACAAAACUCCCAAAGUCAUCACCAGCAAAGCCAACAUCAUCAACAGCAGCAACAACAAGUGCAAAUACAAAUUGAUGCCUCUGGUCAUACUCACUCCGUAGCAGGAUCUCAGGCUCCCUUCCAUACCGCCUGUGAUGGUUGGAAACCCAUUCCUGCUCCUGUAGGAUCUUAUGUCGAAAACAAUCAUAUUGAUACUCAAUCUGGUUACAGUCAUGUUGCCCAAGGUUCUGCACAUUCUUCUUCUGCUUCUUCUUUCUCUACAACUCAGUACAGCGGUGGAGCAAGUGCUGCCGGUUAUGCCAGUGUUGGUGCUACUGGUGCUGGUUCUACUGUCUUAGUUAGCGGUUCUGGUUCGGGUGGUAGCAGUAUUAUUGAUGGUUUAUCCGAUGAACAAUUAGUAGCUGUAGCUUUGCAAUCGGGCAGUUUGGAUGGUGAUAAUGUAGUGCAACAGCAAGAUGUUUUACCCUCGACUGGACCAGCAGGAGAUUUUAAUCAACAUGGUUUGAAUUCCUUAGAAGCUGAAGCUUUGCAGCUCUCUUUGGGUUCCAUUGAUGAUUCCUAUAACAAACCUCCUUCAGAUUCUUAUGCUCCUGGUUCCAAGUAUGCACACAAAUUCCAACAACAGUCUAAUUCUCACAGCAGUUUUGGCAUUAGCGGCUCUGGCGGUAACUUUGGACCUCCACCACCACCCAAUGGCAAGUAUGGUCCUCCACCCCCACCCAGCGGUAACUAUGGUCCUCCACCACCACCUAAUGGCAACUAUGGUCCUCCACCACCACCUAAAGGAAACUACGGACCGCCACCACCACCCAGCGGUAACUAUGGUCCUCCACCACCACCACCCAGCGGCAACUAUGGUCCUCCACCACCCUCCGGUCCAGGUGCUGCUGCUUUUGUUCAUCAUCAUGCUCAAGCCGGUUUAGGUAUUCAAUAUGGCAAACAAUCUGGCAACUUGGCUAACUUCCCUGUACAUGGCGGUGCUCAACCCAGCAAACCUGUAGCCUUUAGACCUCCUGUACCUCAGGGACUUUUCGAAACUAUCGGCGCCACUGUUCAACAUUUAGAUAAAUUUGGUGUUAAGCCUCAUGUACAAGCACCUACAUAUAUUCCUCCUGCCGCCAAUGAAAUUCCACAAACUGGUCCUGGUAAUUUGAAUAUUGAAUAUGGUGUGCCACCACAACAGCAACAACAACAAAUACCUCAUGAUAUUAUUGAACAACAGUUGCCCCAACAACAGCCUCCACAAGUUUUUGUACAAAUUGAACAGCAACAACAACAUCAUCAUCAACAACAGCAACAACAACAUUUCCAACAGCAGCAACAACAGUUUGGUAAUGCUCAUGCUGAAUAUGGCGUGCCUCCACCACCACCACAACCUCAAUAUCUACCUCCCGCACCACCAGCCGAACAAUACUUGCCACCCACAGGUCCUUCACAACAACAAUUCAAUGGUGGUGCCACAUAUACAUCAAGUGCCUCCGCCACUUUUGAUAGUACAGCAUAUGCUGCCUCUCAAUACAAUAAUGAAAUUAUACAUGCUCAAGCUUUACCUUUGCAACAAGAACAACCACGUUUCCACGAUUGCGGACAUGGACCCAAUUUAGUAGGAGGUGGUGCCAACUUCAACUACCAACAACAGCAGCAACAACAACAAUAUUCAUCGGGAUCCAGCACUUCCAUUGCCCAAAGCAUUCCUGUAGCUGAACAACAUACACAAUUCAUCUCAGGACCCGCCUCCAGUUACAGUCCACCACCUUCCGGUGGUAACGAACUUGAUCAUAUUGGUUAUGCUUCAGAAAAGUCACAAGUUACCGCUUUGCCUGAUGGCACCAAUCCUGAAGGUUUACCCGGUUUAGAUGGUCUUAAUGUACUCUCCGCCCAAAAGUCGCAAGCCAUACAUUUCAGCCAUCAGGAACACACCACCAACAAUGGUCAAACCUAUCAAGUACAGUUUGGUGGUAAUGGUGAACAGUCCGCUAAUCAUGAGGAAAUCUUAUCUUCUGGUCUCUUGCAAACAAUUCUCAAUGCUGUCGAACAACCCCAACAACAACAUCAACCUUUGCCUGCCAAUCAUAAGGCCGAAAGUAGAUCAGAUAUUGAUAUUCAUGAUGAACCUAUAGAGGCAGAAGAUGAAAAUGAACCCGGUGUAGCUCCUCAGGAAUCCAAAAAGGUUGAAGUAAAAGUACGUCCCGAUGAUGAGAAAGAAACUCCCGCAGUUGUUAAGGAAAUUGAUCCCAUUGUGGUAAAGGAAGAGAAUGAAGCUAAACAUUAAUUCCCACAAAAGUGUGUUAAAGAGAAAAUACAUAUAGGAGAGUCUAAGAAACUCUCUUCAGUCACUAUUAACUUUCUCUUUUAGUUACUCUUUUUUUAAAAUUUUUCGUUUCAAAACCAUUAUUUUUAUUUAUUUCAUUUUAGUUUUUGCCCCUUUUAAUUUAAGCUCAUUACUUUAACUCAAAUACUAGUAAUUUUAUUUAUUUCUCAUUAUAAAUAUGUAUGUCGUUAUUAUUUAAGUUAAAUAUUUUAUUUUAGUUUCAAAUU
Messenger RNA from Lucilia cuprina (Australian sheep blowfly), 3829 nucleotides. RefSeq names its product trithorax group protein osa. The transcript is spliced from 3 exons. The record is from RefSeq and is a predicted model, not a curated record. Lineage: Eukaryota; Metazoa; Arthropoda; Insecta; Diptera; Calliphoridae. The coding region runs from base 660 to 3563 and encodes 967 amino acids.